Closterium sp. NIES-65 is the source of this 2262-nucleotide messenger RNA. The record is from the annotation of a GenBank genome assembly. NCBI's taxonomy places the organism in Eukaryota, Viridiplantae, Streptophyta, Zygnematophyceae, Desmidiales, Closteriaceae.
AUGAAGCACGGCCCCGUCGCCCGCCCUUCAGCGGCCCCAACACCGCCCUUCCGCGGCCCCGUCGCCGCCCUCCAGCGGCCCCGUCGCCGCCCUUCAGCGGCCCCGUCGCCGCCCUUUCAGCGGCCCCGACGCCGCCCGCCCUUUCAGCGGCCCCGCCGCCGCCCUUCCACAGCCCCGUCGCCGCCCUUCCACGGCCUCGCCGCCCGCCCUUACAGCGGCCCCGUCGCCCGCCCUUCCGCGGCCCCGUCGCCGCCCUCCAGUGGCCCCGUCGCCGCCCUUCCGCGGCCUCGUAGCCGCCCUUUCAGCGGCCCCGUCGCCGCCCGCCCUUUCAGCGGCCCGUCGCCGCCCUUUCAGCGGCCCGUCGCCGCCCUUUCAGUGGCCCCGUCGCCGCCCUUCCACGGCCCCGUCGCCGCUCACCCGUCUAGCGCCCGAGCCGCCGAGCAGCCGAACCUCCGAGCAGCCGAGCCGCCCGACAGCCGAGCCGCCCAGCAACGGAGCCGCCGAGCAGCCGAGCCGCCCGACCACCGAGCCGCCGUGCAGCCGAGCCGCCCGACCGCGGAGCCGCCCAGCAGCCGAGCCGCCGAGCCGCCCGACCGCCCCACUUGCCUGUGCGAUAGGGCAGACGGUCUCUCCCUGUUUGACCUCACUUCUGGUGCCUCUCCUGCCCCUGCUGCUGAUGCUGACCCCACUGUUCGCUCACAGUGGGCCACGCGUGAUGCUGCUGCUCGCCUUGAUGUGCGCCGCCACUUAACGACCGCUGAGCGUGCACACUUUAGCCAGUACAAGAGUGCUCAGACCUUGUACGAUGCUGUAGUUGCACGCUACUCUUCCUCUGCCACUGCUGCACUGAGCCGCCUCAUGCUACCGUACCUCUUCCCUGACCUUGCUGCCUUUCCCAUAGUCGCUGACCUCAUUACGCACCUCCACACUAGUGACACUCGCUACCGUGCUGCGCUUCCUGCUGAGUUCUGCGCUAAGAACCCCCCCCCCAUGUACAUCACCCUCUACUACAUAGUCACCAGUCUCCCUGACUCUCUCCGCGUAGUCAGGGACCACUUCCUCUCAGUUUGCCCCACCACUCUCACGGUUGACCUCCUCGAGAAGGCCCUUCUAGCGAUAGAGAAGAGCAUAGUCGCUGUAGGAGCCUCUCGUGGUGACCCUCGCACCCCCGUCUUUGAGGGGUGUUCUCCCUCCCCCCUCUUGCCCUCUGUUGCCUCUGCUGCUGCGGCCGACCUCGUUGGCUUCGAGUCGGUCGGCGCUGCGUCUGCUCCGAGCGGGAGACGCCGCACCGGCAAGGGCAAGGGGGGCAAGGGCGCUGGAGGAGCUGGAGGGGGCGGUGGAGGUGGUGGUGGAGGCAGUGGAGGGAGUGGGGAUAGUGGUGGGAGUGGUGCCGGGGUGGCGGCGACGGCGGCGACAGUGGAGGCGUCGAAGGCGGUGGUAGUGACGGAGGGAGCGGAGGCGGCGGAGGGAGCGGAGGCGGCGGAGGUGGCGGAGGAGGCGGAGGUGGAGGAGGCAGCGGAGGCGGCGGUGGCGGUGGCGGUGGUGGAGCGGGUCGCGACUCUGUGCAGAGGAGUGGCUCAGCACGGUGGGGGUUUUGGUCCGUGCACUUACGUCCUCCGUACCGGCGACCAAGCUGGUGAGCAGUGGAGAGGCCCACACUCCACCCAGCGCUGCUUCGUUCGCCUGACGGACGCGUGGCGUCGCCAGUUCCCUGAGGCGUCAGAGAUCCCUCGCUGGGGAGAUCUGUCUAGGGCGGGGGUUGCCGUCUUUGAUCUUGACUAUGAUGCUAUUCUUGCUGCCAUGUAUGCUGUUGAUGAUAGUGUUGUGGGUGACUGUUACCUGUGUGUACCGCCUGACCCGGGCAUUGAGGCUACUGCUCUAGGUGCUGGUGAGGCUGCUGCUCUAGGUGCUAGUGCGUCAGCUGCCCCAGGUGCUAGUGCAUCUGCUGCCCCAGGUGCUGGUGAGUCUGCGCUCUCAAGUACUACGUCGGCUCAGGCCUUACACACCUUCACCCUUGACUCGGGUGCGUCCCGCUCCUUCUUUCGAGACCGCACCACUCUUACGCCGCUCAGUCGGCCGGUUGCAGUCUCCCUGGUGGACCCCUCUAGGGGUCCUGUCCUUGCUAGCUUCUCCACUGUCUUACCGUGCCCGGCAGCCCCCUCUGGCACCCUAUCAGGUCUCUACCUCCCCUCGUUCUCUACGAACUUGGUGUGCUCGGACAGGCCGACACUUGGCCACUUGGCGAGGACGUCCCCGUUAUAA